Molecule: messenger RNA, 1354 nt
Organism: Drosophila bipectinata
Lineage: Eukaryota; Metazoa; Arthropoda; Insecta; Diptera; Drosophilidae
Gene: Nmnat
Product: nicotinamide mononucleotide adenylyltransferase
Biological process (GO): NAD+ biosynthetic process
Molecular function (GO): nicotinamide-nucleotide adenylyltransferase activity; nicotinate-nucleotide adenylyltransferase activity
Source: RefSeq, a predicted model, not a curated record
UUGAUAGUUUGCGGCGGGUUGGCAGCCCAUAUGCUGGAUGGCAGCUGUAAUCAGCUGUUGUAGGCCCCUUUUGGUGUUUUCUAACACCUUUCUGACUCCAAAUUCGCAAUGUCGUUUGUUUUGGAACGAGAUCCCUGAAGGUCGCCCUAACCCGGACGAAGACGAAAUGACUGCUAUCAUUGAGGAAAGCAAGGGGCUUCUGCCCCGCAUCGCUUUGAUAGCCUGUGGAUGCUUUAGCCCGCCCACGCCAAUGCAUCUGCGAAUGUUUGAAAUAGCCAGGGAUCACUUUGAGAUGCAGAACACACACAAGGUAGUGGGCGGUAUUAUUUCUCCUACACAUGAUUCGUAUGGAAAAAAAGACCUGGCCUCCUCGCUGGACCGCUGUGCAAUGGUUAAGCUGGCCACGCAGAGCUCUUCCUGGAUCCGGUUGUCCGACUGGGAGGUGCACCAGAGCCAGUGGAUGAGGACGCAUGCGGUUUUGCAGCACCAUCAGAACUUCAUUAAUAAUCACAUAAACUGUGGAGGAGGAGAUGGAAACGAAGAAUCAAAUGGCCACCUGCCUAAUUGGUUGCCUCGCGGGCUCCAGACACGAAGAGAUCCUGUUCAACUCAAGCUAUUGUGUGGUGCUGAUCUUCUAGAGUCCUUCGCAGUGCCGGGUCUCUGGGCAGAUGCCGAUAUUGAAGACAUUGUGGCAAAUCACGGCCUAGUUGUCAUCACCCGUGCAGGCUCUAAUCCAGGAAAAUUUAUCUUCGACUCUGACAUAUUGACAAAGUAUCAGAACAAUAUAACUUUAAUCACAAACUGGGUGCCUAACGAAGUGAGCUCUACCUUGAUUCGACGGCUUCUUGGACGCGGUCAGUCGGUAAAAUAUCUGCUGGACGAUCUGGUUUUGGAGUAUAUCAAGCGACAGCGCUUGUUCAACAUUAAAUCUAAGUAUAUAACGGAUGCAGUGCGUCCUACCCAUUUGCUCUUUAAUCACGCCUACACGGACAACAACAACAAGUUUGCGCACAGCUACCCGUUAGGCAACCAGUUGGAGCAAGAUAUGGACGAAUCGGACAGCCCGAGCCCCAAUCCUCAGACCUCGGCCACUUCCCGAGUCUUCUGCUGCGGGGAAUCGACCCCUAGAGGCUCCAAGUUACUCCGUAUUGGGCCCGGACAGGCAGUGCAGGUCAUCACAAUGCAGUCAGACGAUAAGGAAGAAAGUCUGGCAAAGAAACAGAAAAUUUCGCAGGUGCAGCUUUAAAAAGACAAAGGAUUUAAUCUGAAAAGGAACGAUUCAGGAGCGCUGGAAGCUAAUUGUUGAUAUUGUAGACACAUAAAUACAAAAUAAAAUAUUUACGUUCUUAACACA